AUGUUCUCAGAAAUGCUGUAUGAAGGUAAAGUGUGGAUACAGUGUGAGAAUAGCAACUGUUUAAAAUGGAGAUUAUUACCACAUGAUAAUGCUACAUAUGUUGAUCCCAAUGAACCAUGGUACUGUUAUAUGAACAGUGAUCCACAGUUUAAUAAAUGUUCUGUUUCUGAACAGUAUUUUCCUAAGGAGUCUCAAUUUCAAAAACAUGGAUUAAAGUAUGUGUAUUCAGAACUUCCUUUAGGAAGUUUAGUUUUGGUGAAGACACAAACAUGGCCAAGGUGGCCUGGCAUUCUUUGUCCUGAUCCUGUUGAUAGUCAGUAUGUGAAAUAUGACUUGGAUGGAGAUGUUGAAAGUCAUCAUGUAGAAUUUCUGGGGAAGCCGCAUUCCAGGGGUUGGGCUGCCAUGAAACACAUUGAUCAUUACCCUAGUUCAUUUAAGCCAGAUGUAUGCAAGAGGAAAAAAGCCUGGUAUAAAAGUGCAUUGGAAGAAGCAAACACAUUAUUUGCGUAUUCUGCUCAAGAAAGGCUUGAAAUGUGCUACCUAUCUAAGAAGGGCACAGCAAAGGAAAAAGAAGCCAAAUCAAAAACAGGCACAAUAAUAUGCAAAAAGAUGAUUAAAGGAAAAAGAAUGCUUACAUGUUCACUUGAAAUAGCAAGCUCGGAAGAUAUCCUGUCAGCAGAAAAUCUAGUUGUCUCCGAGACAGAAAUUAUACUGAAAGAUUUGGACCAAAUUCUCAAGCAUGUUGCAGCCAUCUCUGAGCCGUCUUCCAGGUCAUUUGUCGAUGGAGAGGACAAUAAUGUGAGGGAAGAGGUAACUAGCUGCUGCAUGGAGUUUACUGAAAAAAGGCCAAUGGAAAUCAACACCCAGGAGGACUGUAUUAUAAUUGAUGGGAAAGCUUUCAAGGCUGGAGAGUGCAUUGAGAGCAUAACAGACAGGUUUAAGGAAAUAGAUUCUUUAAUGGCGGAAUUCCAAGACAGCUUGUAA
Messenger RNA from Varanus komodoensis (Komodo dragon), 984 nucleotides. RefSeq names its product zinc finger CW-type and PWWP domain containing 2 (gene ZCWPW2). NCBI's taxonomy places the organism in Eukaryota, Metazoa, Chordata, Lepidosauria, Squamata, Varanidae. The coding region runs from base 1 to 984 and encodes 327 amino acids. The record is from RefSeq and is a predicted model, not a curated record. The transcript has 9 exons. Gene Ontology annotation, molecular function: zinc ion binding. Gene Ontology annotation, cellular component: nucleus.